Postia placenta MAD-698-R-SB12 is the source of this 1763-nucleotide messenger RNA. RefSeq lists its product as hypothetical. Gene Ontology annotation, biological process: adenylate cyclase-activating G protein-coupled receptor signaling pathway. The transcript has 15 exons. The record is from RefSeq and is a predicted model, not a curated record. NCBI's taxonomy places the organism in Eukaryota, Fungi, Basidiomycota, Agaricomycetes, Polyporales, Adustoporiaceae. Gene Ontology annotation, cellular component: heterotrimeric G-protein complex. Bases 18 to 1448 code for a protein of 476 amino acids. Gene Ontology annotation, molecular function: G protein-coupled receptor binding; GTPase activity; guanyl nucleotide binding.
CCCUCCCGUCCCCUCCCAUGGCUUCUGCUGCCGCCCUCUUCUCGUCUGCCGAUGCCGACGACCCCCUCACGCGCGCACUCCAGCCCCCGCCAGACGAGUCCCCCGACGACCGCGACGCCCGUCUCCAGCAGCAGCGCGCCGCACAGGCCGUCUCCCACGAGAUCGACCAGACCCUUCAGGAGGACAAGAAAGCCUACGACCGCCGCAAAAAGGCCAUCAAGAUCCUCCUCCUCGGCCAGGCCGAGUCCGGAAAGAGCACCACGCUCAAGAACUUCCAGCUCGCCUUCUCGCCCUCGCACUUCCGCAGCGAACGCGCCGCCUGGAGGACCAUCAUCCAGCUCAACCUCAUCCGAUCCAUCAAGCGCCUCCUCGAGGUCCUCCAGGAAGAAUGGGACCAGUCUGUCGCACAGCCUGCAUCGCGGCCAGACAAGGGCAAGGGCGUUGCCGGCCGCGCGCCACCCGCCGUGCGCUUCUCCACCUCGCCCCUGACCGACGCACACCGCAAGAUGCGCAUGCGGCUGUCGCCGCUCCUGCCCAUCGAGGAGCAGCUGUCCAAGCGGUUGUUCCCCGAGGCGCAUGAGCGGCUGCACGACGUAUGCGUGCCCGCGGGGAGCGGCUGGAAGAGCAUGCUUGCGUCGCUGUCCAACGGCGGCGUCGCGGCGCCCGCAGAGAAGGAGCGGCGGCCGGGAACGGCAGAUCGCGACGACCCGACGGCCGUGCUCGCGGCAUGCAAGGACGACAUUGUCGCGCUCUGGGAGGACCCCGUAGUGCGCGCGGUGCUCAAAAAGCACAACGUGCGGCUGCAGGAUAUGCCUGGCUUCUUCCUCAACGACGCAGCGCGCAUCGCGACGCUCAACUACGAGCCGUCGGACGACGAUAUCGUGCGUGCGCGGUUACGCACGCUGGGCGUCGAGGAGCACCGGUUCACGAUGGAGAGCGGUGCGCUGCCCGGGUCGGAAUGGUACAUCUACGACGUCGGCGGGAGCCGCAAUAACCGGCCAAUGUGGAUCCCGUACUUUGACGACGUGCAAGCGAUCAUCUUCCUCGCCCCGCUCGCGUUCAACCUGAUGCUGGAGGAGGACCCGAAGGUGAACAGGCUCGAAGACUCGAUCAUGCUCUGGAAGGAGAUCUGCGGCAACGCGCUGCUCUCCAAGACAACGCUCAUCCUGUUCCUGAACAAGAUGGACAUUCUACAGGCGACGCUCGCCGCGGGCAUCCGCGUGAGCAAGUACGUGCCCAGCUACGGCGAUCAGCCAAAUGACGUGCAACACGUCACGAAAUACUUCCGGGACAAGUUUAGGGGAUAUCACAAACGGCUGUCCCCGCAAGCGCGCGCGUUUUACUGGCACGAAACAUCUGUCAUCGACACAAGAUCGACGGCAGCCAUCCUCGUCGGCGUCCGCGAGGGUAUUCUCCGCUCGCAUCUGCAGAGCGUCAACGUCAUCUAGAUCCCGCCACCCGACCACCGCCUCGUCUCCCAUUGCAUUGCCUCGUCUCCCAGGACACUACAGCUCAUCUACAUCUCCUUAGCAUCGGAUGUAUUCAUACAUGUCCAUAGCCCGCCCAUAGCCCGCGUCCGCCGCCAGCCCUCUAAUGUAUCUGCGCUCCUGCCCCCGCUCCGCCGCCAGGGCACCACGCCCCACCUCUGGUCUGGUUCCGUGAUACCUCCCGCGUCGCGCCGCGGGCCCCUAGACUAGCGCAUGUUGUUGUAUCUAUUAUUAAUCACUGUAAUGCGCGAUGCGAUGCACCUGUUUCCGGAGCGG